AUGAGGCCCAGCACCCUCUUGCUCCUGUGUGUUGUGGGUCUCAGUCAGGCUGACAGGGAGAAGAUUUUUAAUGGCGUUGAGUGUGUGAAGAACUCACAGCCUUGGCAGGUGGGGCUGUUCCGUGGCAAAUACCUGCGCUGUGGCGGUGUCCUUGUGGACCGCCAGUGGAUCCUUACAGCUGCUCACUGCAGUGGCAAGUAUGUAGUACGCCUUGGUGAGCACAGCCUCACCAAGCUGGACUGGACAGAACAGUUGAGGCUCACCACCUUCUCCAUGACACACCCCAGCUACCAGGGUGCCCAUCAGAACCAUGAGCACGAUCUCCGACUCCUACGGCUGAGCAGACCCGUUCACCUGACCCAUGCUGUCCGGCCUCUGGCCCUGCCCGCUUUCUGUGCACCUAUGGGGACCAAGUGUCAUAUUUCAGGAUGGGGCAUCACAAACAAGCCGUGGGACCCAUUUCCAGACCGGCUCCAAUGCCUCGACCUCUCCAUCGUCUCCAAUAACACAUGCCAAGCCGUGUUUCCUGGAAGAGUGACAGAGAACAUGGUGUGUGCUGGUGGUGAAGCCGGAAAAGAUGCCUGCCAGGGUGACUCUGGAGGCCCCCUGGUGUGUGGAGGGGUUCUUCAAGGUCUGGUUUCCUGGGGAUCUGUUGGGCCUUGCGGACAAAAGGGCAUUCCAGGGGUCUAUACCAAGAUCUGCAAAUAUGUGCCCUGGAUCAGAACAGUCAUCAGGAACAACUAA
This is a messenger RNA of Cricetulus griseus (Chinese hamster), 744 nucleotides long. Lineage: Eukaryota; Metazoa; Chordata; Mammalia; Rodentia; Cricetidae. The record is from RefSeq and is a predicted model, not a curated record.